AUGAGUAACCAGGGUGACAAAGACUUGUCCGAACCAAGUCAAGUACCAGACGGUCAAAAGCGGAGAAUUACUUGGUCAAAUAAAGUUUUUCAAGACACUGUAAAUGACAAACUUGAAAUGGCAAUUUGUAAACGUAGCAAACUGAUUGCACUUCUAAAAAAAAUCGAAGAAUGCGAAGAUUAUAUUAUCGAAAGGCACAUGAACGAACUGAUGCAGGUCACAAAUGAGUAUGAACUCAUUACUUAUGAACUGAAAUGUUUGUUUGAACAAGACAAUUAUGGGGAUUUUAAAGAAGAAGCUGAGCAGACUGUUAGCCAGGCACAUAGUAUGAUUAAAAAAGCGAAAACUAAUCAAUCUGACAGACGCUCAGAGGCCCCCUCUAGGCGCUCAAGAUCACAUUCACACCACAGCCGCCGAUCAUCUUCCUCAACAAGUAGUUACACUAGACUAAACGCUCUAGCAGAAGCUGCUGCAGCCCGUGAAAGCGCAGAAUAUGAACGGGUGAUGACAAGAAAAGAACAUGACUGUCGCCAGCGAGAAUUGGAGCAUGCAAAAGAAAUGGCAAUAUUAAUCGCAGACAAGAAAGUAGCUAUUGCCAACGCAAAGCUUAAAGCUAUUGAAGAAGCAUUGCAAGAAGAGGAGUUAGGAGAGAGAGUCAAUAUUCCGGAAAUUCCGGAGAUGGGAGUUGAGGAGAGAACGGAUGACUGGGUAAACUCAGUCGUCUCACAAGAAAAUGCUUUGCCUGGGACAAACCCCUCACCCUUUGUUAAUGUCCCCUACGACCCCACUGUUCCCCACAACCCCACCACAAACCUCGGCGGUACAGUUCCAGCAACAAGUGUCCCUUAUGACUCCCUUGUUCCCCAUGAUCCCACCACAAACCUUGGUAUAGUUCCAGUGAAGAGUGUCCUUCACGACCCCCUUGUUUCCCAUGGCACCACCACAAAUAUUGGCAGUACAGUUCCACUAUGGAGUGUUAGUAACAGCUCUUAUCGAACACCUAGCCAGGCAUUCAUUUCCCAAUUUAGUCAAAUUGGAGACGCAACCGGAAGUCAAUUAAUAGAGUUGUUGAUGUCAGCUAAUCAGCAAGUGGCCGCUGGCCUAGCAAGACAAAACUUGCCUAAAUGUCAUCCAGACAUUUUCAGUGGUGAUGCAACACUCUUCCACCCCUGGAAACAAGCUUUUAAAGCUAUGAUUAAAGACACAUCCGUCACUGCAGAACAAGAGAUCAAUUAUCUACGUAGUUUCACUUGUGGAGAAGUCCAGCGUGUUGUAGACAAUUUUAGAAAACGUAAUCAUAAUGACCCCACAAGCCUUCUUCAGAACCUUUGGAAAGAAUUAGAGACACGUUUUGGAAGCCCAGCCGUCAUAACAAAUGCCUUGUUGGAGCAUUUACACAGCUCGUCGAAUUUCCACGAAAAAGAUUAUGCCAAACUUCAAGAAUUUGCAGAUCUGUGUGCAGACGUGGACAGUCAAAUUGACAACCUACCUGGUUUAGCUUGUCUGCACUACCCUGGAGCUAUUCGUCCAAUCAUUGAAAAAUUACCGGUAUCCCUUAGAACGAAGUGGGAAAAGGAAUUGUUAAACAUGCGGAAAGUCACCAUGAUGCAUAUCCAGGCUUUAAUAUUUUCACUCGGGUAG
This is a messenger RNA of Paramuricea clavata, 1641 nucleotides long. NCBI's taxonomy places the organism in Eukaryota, Metazoa, Cnidaria, Anthozoa, Malacalcyonacea, Plexauridae. The record is from the annotation of a GenBank genome assembly.